AAAGGAGAAGGUAGAAGUAAAAAGAGUUUUAGGUUGAAUUCAAACUCUGAAAUAGGAUCAGAGUUGCAACAUUUAUGCUUCCAAGUUGCAACUCAGAUCCUGAGAUUAAAAACAAUAAAGUUCUCUCAACAAACACAACAUAGAUUUUGCCUUUUUGUAUAUUACUAUUAGAAUUAGAACAUCCGAAACACGCCAUCACUCCCUCUCCUUCUCCUUCCUUUUUCUGUUUGAAAAGUUGGAACCGUUACCUCAACAACCGCUUCACCAAAACCACACUGUUUACUCAAAAACUCUCAUUUUAUUAAUUUCAGUUUUUCUUCAAUAAAACUAGGGAUUUAAGAUUGUUGUGGCUGAGUUUCUGAUGGCGGAACCGAGUCGGACCGCUGGUGUUGAGUCGUCGUCGUCGCCAGAGACCGGAAUUCCGACCGGUUUGAACCGGAUUAAGACUAGGCGGCUUGAGUCGAAGGAAAGGCCGAGUUCAAGGCUUGUAGUAGAUUCCGAUAAGUUGAAUGAGUCUCCUCGUUCUGGAGCUUCCACGCCUCGUUUGAAGCAGGACCAAAGAGCUGCCGCAAAAGGACGUAAAGGACACCGUAAAGGCAGGAAGAUAGCUAGUUGGUUUGCGUCAUAUCUCUUUAAGGAUUUAGAUCAAGCUGGUAGUGGAAUUUCAGUAAAUCAGGUUACUGACAAGGAGGGUCCUGGAAGGAAUGUGCAUAAGAUGGGGAAGCAUGUGACAAUGAGGCAAUCUUCCCAAGGAACAAUGCCUAAUAGUAAAGCAAGCAAAACAUUCAAAAGUUUUUCACACGAGCUAGGUCCAAAAGGUGGCAUUCAACCUUCACCUCCGCGAGCUCACAGCUAUAAUGAUCUAAAGGAGCUGAUUGGAUCUCUUCGUUUAAGAUUUGAUGCUGCUAAAGAAGCAGUGAACACCGAACUAGGCGGUUUCUUGCAGGAGGUUGUAGAAAUUGUACAGAAGAAUGAGAAGAAUGAUUCCUUGCCUCUGGAUGGACAAAAGAUGGCUGAAGAACUUGUUGUUCUUGCUCAAGAUUGUAUCAAAAUGACGUGCUUAGAGUUCCGCUCCAACUGUGAAGCAAUUGUCCAAGACCUGACUAUGAAAAGACAAGAAUGCCAAAUGGGUCUUUUGAAAUGGUUGUUGACACGUAUGCUUUUUAUAUUGACACGGUGCACAAGGCUGUUGUAUUUUGCUAAGGACAGUGAGCCAGUUGAUGAGACAUCUCUGGCCAAGCUUAAAGAAUGUCUAAAUAGAAUCCCUUCUAUUAAAACGGAUUGGGUUCUCAAGCGAGGGAUAUCUGAUUCGGAAGCAGGUUGUACUUUGAACACAAAGGCUGGUGGCAAAUGCAGUUCGGAGGAAGAAAAGACUUCAAAAUUUUCCUCCCUUGUUCCCCCUAUUCAUUUGGAGUCUCAUUCCUAUAUAUGUGCUUAUGCAGAGAAAUGUGAUUCGAAAUCUCUAGAUGUAGAUGAGCGCCUUCUGAAAUUUGCAGAGUUACUGGAUCAGCUUGUGGAAUCACGUAAUUUAGGAUUUCAUGCAACGUCUGAGAUCCAAGAAAAUUCAAAGCUGAGAAGUGCAAAUUCUGGGAAUACAUCUGAAAGUUAUUCACCAAAUAUGGGUGAGUGGAGAAGCAAAGGGAUAGAUGGAAUGUUCGAGGAUCUUCAUGAGAUGGAUACAGCCAGUAUAGAGGAUUCUCCAUUAGCAGCAUUCGUUAAUUUGAAGAGUCACUUGGGUGCAAAGUUUAAUCAUUGUGGCCCACCAUCUUCAACAGGGAGCAUGACAUCAGUAUCCUCCACAAAUACCCCUCGGGCAGUAAAUUUUGACUUCUGGUUAGAGCAUAACAAUCUUUCUGAGCUAGAGGAUGUCCAGCAGAUUGCUGAUUUAGCAGAUAUUGCACGUUGUGCGGCCGGAACAGAUCUUUCAGAAGAAGGAUCUCAUGAGCCUUUAAUUGCUUUCAUGCAAGACCUACAAUAUACUUUACAAAAUAACAAGCUAAAAGCUCUUGUAGUAGAUACAUUUGGGGGACGAAUAGAGAACCUUUUGCGAGAGAAAUAUAUACUUGCUUGUGAUCUUGUGGAUAGAAAAGACGGUUUUGGACAUUCAGAAGGCUCCAAAAUGUUAGUGGAUAAUUCAUCUCAUUCCAGUAUAAUGUCAACUCCUUCAAGUUCAUCACACAAAGAAAGAACAAGCAUUGAUGAUUUUGAGAUUAUCAAACCAAUCAGCAGAGGUGCCUUUGGCAGAGUUUUUCUGGCACGCAAGCGGUCAACUGGAGAUUUAUUUGCAAUCAAGGUUCUCAAGAAAUUAGAUUUGUUGCGAAAGAAUGAUAUUGAGCGCAUAUUGGCAGAGCGCAAUAUAUUGAUUACCGUCAGAAACCCUUUUGUGGUCCGAUUUUUUUAUUCAUUCACCAGCAGAGACUACCUUUAUUUGGUCAUGGAGUAUCUUAAUGGCGGUGAUCUAUUCUCUCUGCUUAAAAAAGUUGGUUGCCUUGAGGAAGAUGUAGCUCGAACCUAUGUCGCGGAAUUGGUCCUUGCUCUGGAGUACCUUCAUUCUUUAGGAAUUGUCCAUCGUGACCUCAAGCCAGACAACAUAUUAAUUGCUCAAGAUGGGCAUAUAAAGCUUACAGAUUUUGGUUUGUCGAAAAUUGGACUAAUGAACAGUACGGAUGAUCUAUCUGGACCCGACACAAAGGAUGUAGUGCUUCCUGAUGUUCCAGAUCAUCUAUUGGACAAAUCUCAACGGUCAGCUGUUGGUACCCCUGACUAUUUGGCUCCGGAAAUUCUUCUUGGAACUGAGCAUGGUAGCGCUGCUGAUUGGUGGUCAGUAGGAAUCAUUUUGUUUGAACUCAUCACUGGGAUUCCGCCUUUCAAUGCCGAGCACCCUGAGGUUAUCUUUGAUAAUAUUCUUAACAAGCAAAUCCCCUGGCCGUUUGUCCCAGAAGAGAUGUCCCUUGAGGCACAAGAUUUGAUUGACAGGCUUCUUGUUCAUGACCCAAAUCUGCGCCUUGGAGCAAAAGGAGCAUCAGAGGUAAAAGCACACCAAUUUUUCAGUGGAGUUGACUGGGAUAAUCUUGCCUUACAGAAGGCAGCCUUUGUACCACAGACUGAUGGUGUUGAUGACACAAGCUAUUUCGUAUCCCGUUAUGGUCUAAGUGGAGUGCAAGAUGAUGAAGAUUGUAAUGAUUCUGCUUCCGACAGCUCUGAGUUCUCGUCGAACUUCGCACUUGAGAAUAUGGAUGAAUGUGGUGAUCUCGCUCAGUUUGAUCCUUCUCCUCUUGAUCUGUCCUUGAUGAAUUUUUCUUUCAAGAAUCUCUCUCAGUUGGCAUCCAUCAACCAUGAUAUGCUCUUGCAAAGUGGCUUCGAUUCUUCAAGGUGCUCAUCUCCCUGUAAGGGUCCAAGUGAAUAAGCUACAUAUUCUUUUAGUUUCAUCAGUGCAAAUAAAUGGAACUAAAGAAUAGGUAUUGUAAAGGGGGACGUACCCCGCCAUCCACAUGGAAUUUGUCAGAUCUCUCAUACAACAACAACGGCCCAGUGAAAUCCCAUUAGUGGGGUUGUUGGAUCUCUCAUACAGGAAAAAAAAUGAAUGAUAUUUGCUGUACAUGGAAUGUGGAAUGUAACAUUCUAAUGCAACAUCUCACAACCAAAGCUUAUAGUUUAGUGGUACUGGCAGAUGUCAUUCACACAAUAUAUGUGGGUUGGAUUCUCACUGUCCAAUUUUCCUCCCCUUUUCUCAUGUAAUAGAAAAUAAAAUAAAGAAUUAAAGAUACUCAACAUUCUCGUCGUCAAGGUUGGAGGUUAUUUCUUUCACACUGUUGACAAGCUCAACUGUUGCUUGCGAUUGAAUAUCUGAUGCCCAAUUGAAACUA
Messenger RNA from Nicotiana tabacum (common tobacco), 3866 nucleotides. NCBI's taxonomy places the organism in Eukaryota, Viridiplantae, Streptophyta, Magnoliopsida, Solanales, Solanaceae. The record is from RefSeq and is a predicted model, not a curated record.